AACCGCCACACUCGAAGACGUACAACCAACGAAAUCCGGACUGGACCUCGUGUUACCAGCACGACCUAAGCUGGGGUCUUAUCAAAAGCCAAUCGUCCUCGUGUCUCAGUCAUAUAUCAUCGACAUCCAUCAGCAUACCAGCCAUAUAUCGCUGCAACAGCCGACAUGCCCUCUGACUCGCCCCUUCCUGCUCACCAAACAAAGCACCUUCCCACCCUCACUUACCCCUUCAUCUACUCCACUUUCUACCUAGCCCAGUCCUCCGACGGCACUAGCAAUGGCACCGCCCUCUGGCUCGGCGCUCAGCUCCUCUCCGCCUACUUGGCUGCCGAGCUCAAGGACGUGCACCUCAAGACAACACGUCCACGAGCAGUGGAGCUGGGUAGCGGGAUUGGCCUCACGGCUCUUGCGUUGGCUUCGCUAGGCUACGAUGUCCUUGCUACCGAUACCGCCUAUGUUUGUGAUUCAGUGCUCCGCAAUAACAUCAGAACAAACCUGCCACAUCUCCACUCGACUCGUGCUGGUACCGUCCAGGUGCGCGCACUCGAUUGGCUCGUUAGCAGUGAUAUGUGGAACUGGGGUGAUCCAUUGUCUAUCACCCCUGCCGCUCAGUCAAACGAGGGGCCUGAAGCAAGCGGGGUCGAGGAGACGCUGCGCCCGCCUUUCGACUUGAUUGUAUCCAGCGAUACCCUCUACGACGAAUCCCUCAUCGACCCACUCUUUACCACCUUGCAAGCUCUCUUUAUUCAAGGGCGUGACACGACGUCCUUCUUACCGAACAAGCCCCCGGUCAUCCUCAUCGCCUUGGAACGGCGCGACCCUGCUCUGAUCAGCACUGCCCUAGCACGUGCACCAGAGGAACUGGUGCAAGUGCCGACCAGGAAGCUCAAAAAAGCUCUCGAUCGAUCUGGCAUUCGAUGGGAUGGGGUUGAAAUUUGGAGAGGUGUUGGCCGACUUUAGAGUUCGCCCAUGUGUUUUGGUGUUCCUCCACGAACAUAGCCGAAAGAUGACGCGGUGGCGUUCUGAGUCACCGUGACGUAGAAUAUCGCCCACGCCUGUGAAAAUGCAUUUCAAACUUCUGGUGCGGACGGCAAAUACUUGUCACUCCAACACUCGUGAUUCGCUAGCCUACGAGUCAUUACCGUGUCCAAUCGUGUUGUGCCUGCUGUGAGAUACAAUCACUACCUUCGCAGCGGGAUUAUUCGCGGAUCGC
This is a messenger RNA of Pisolithus orientalis, 1213 nucleotides long. RefSeq lists its product as uncharacterized. NCBI's taxonomy places the organism in Eukaryota, Fungi, Basidiomycota, Agaricomycetes, Boletales, Pisolithaceae. Gene Ontology annotation, cellular component: cytoplasm; nucleus. The transcript has 2 exons. The coding region runs from base 166 to 960 and encodes 264 amino acids. The record is from RefSeq and is a predicted model, not a curated record.